GUUCUCAUCAUCGAACCUUCCCUUUCGGGAAUGGGGACAAAAGUAGGUGUCUACACCUGCUGAUAACUUUGUCUUGAAUGAUGCAGAAGGGUUUCAUUGUGCCCGAAGAACGUAGAUCUUAUGUGUUAAGGCGACCUUCGAUUCGGUGGAGAUGUUUCAAGGCUAGAUUAUGGAGUGAUUUUCUGUAUGACUCUAAGAAUGUGAUAAUAAGGAGUCCACCUUUGUUGUAUGGAUGGAUUACACAAAAUUAUUGGGACAAAUUCAUUGCAACAUCCACUGAUCCUAAGUUGAAGGAACUAAGUGAGUUGAAUCAAGAAAGAGCAAAAAAGAGAAUUUCAACCUACCGAGGAGGUCGAAAGGGAUACGUGUACUAUGAAGAAGAGAUUAAACAAGAAGUCCAAGUCAAAGAUAUACCUCGAAAUUUGGUUUGGAUAAGAGCUAACUCUAUACAAGAAGAUGGUGUGAUAACCUUUGACAAUCCUGUUGACUUGGAAAUAGCUCAAGCAAUUAAAGUAUUAGAGGCUCAACAAAUCCGAGGAGAAAUAGAUGCCACGGGUCGAAAUGAUAUCCUAUCAAGAGCAUUAAAGACUCCCGAACAUGGUGGUAGUGUUAGGGGCGUAGGGUCGGGUGUUACAAAUAAGCAGUACUUUGGGUACAACAAACCAACACCACCAAGUCAAAUGCGUCGCGAACUCAAUGGUGUCAAAUCAGAGUUAGCAACUGUGAAAAACACUCAGACUUUAUUGUUGAAUUACUUAAUGUCUGUUGGUCAGGUCAACCAAGAACAAUUGAAACAAUUUGGUUUUUCAAAUGAUAACCAAGUUAGCCAUCGUUCUGAAAAAGAAGGUACAAUUGAACAAGGACUUCAAGGUGCCCAUUUCCAACUUGCCUCGAAACAAAAUAAGUUUCAACAACAAGAAGUUCAAACUGAGAUGUACCAUGAGCCUGUGAAUGAAUAUUUGCAUGAUCCCAACCAAUUAAACACAACUGAUCAAGGAAUUCAAGGUGCCCACUUCCAACUUGCCUCAAAACACAAAAAAGUUCAAGACCGAGAGAUUCAAGUUGAGCCGUACCAUGUUUCUUGGCCUGAACCCGAGAAAGGAAACGUGGCUGAAGAUGAGUAUAUAUUUUGUAAUGAACAAGUCAAGAGUGAUCAUCCAUUUCCCCAGGGUGUUGACAGUUUUUGUUCCUUGGCGAUUGAGAAUGACCAAGGCGUCCAAAUAGUUGCAAUUGGAACAGUGUAUGUUGUGAAGGAAGGGGAAGUGGUCAAGAAUCAUUUUAAACCCGUGCCUAGUGGUCAUUAUCGAGUUUGUAUUAAAGAAGAUAUCAACUCAAGUGCACCUUUGCCAUGUCCCGAAGGGGAAACAAAAUACGUUUGUCAAGGCCGGAAUAGAUUUUUUAUUUGGCCUGCACAUUUGGUUUUUCCGAUAAAGAAGGCUGAUAAGAAAGUCACAGAGGAAUUCACGACACCAUCUCCACGCUCGCCAUCAUCACAAUCAUCAUCCACUCGGAGGUAUACGAUCACUCCUGAAGAUAGGUUAAAGUUGACGUCUAGUUUGAUUAAUGUUUUCAAGGAUGUAGCUAUUGGAAUGAAAAAGCGCGGAGAAGUCAAAUCCUUCAUAAUUCCGGCUAGAGUGUUUCAAAAUGAGCAAAGUAUUAACCUUGAUUAUGAAGACAUGCUUGAUUGGUGCUUCCAAAGAGAGAUAAGAUCAUCUCAUUUUUCUAUUUUAAUGAUGCAUCUGAGUGAGAUGGUUCAAGCACAAGGUAUCUCUGGGCUAUAUGGAUUAUGUGACUGCAAGUAUCUAUCCCAGCUAACAUAUGUGAAAAAAGAGGAUGAUCGAUGUGACUAUUUACCUAGGGUCUUUGCGUGCAAUGAUGGGAAAAAUGUGAAACAAAUAUUCUUCGUGCCUUAUAUUGAGGAUCAGGAGUGGAUGUUAGUUGUUAUUUGUCCAUGGGUUGCAUUGGUGCAAUGGCUAGAUCCGUCUGGAGCACAAACUGAACCUCCUAGAUUUGCUCAAACAAUAAUCAACAGCAAGGUACACCGAAAAGACAUCACGAAAAUAAAGACGAAUCCUUUCAUUAUGUGGAAACAAAUAGAGUGCCCUCGUCAACCUCUAGGCUCCAAGGAUAGUGGAUAUUAUGUCUGCCGCUUCAUGAUCGAGACAAUAGAGUCCAGACAUAUGAUCAUUCCUGACAAGUAUUUUAAUAAAGCUCCUCCCACGUAUUCUCAAAAACUGAUUAACAAGCUAAGGGAGACGUGGAUCUCAUAUGUUACCGGAUAUUACCAACCAAAUAACGAUGAAGAUGAUGAUGAUCUAUAUUUGUGAGUUGGACUAGCUCAACGGAUGAUUAGUUAACAAACUACUUUUUUUUUUUUUUUUUUUGACAUUAGAAUGGUCUUUGAUUUUCUUUUGGUUUUAUUAUAUAUGAAUCAUUUUGUCAAUGAAUAAUAGGAUUUUUUAUUGAAUGAAAGGAUUUAUGGAUGAAUUUUUUUUAUAUAUGAAUA
Messenger RNA from Spinacia oleracea (spinach), 2506 nucleotides. RefSeq lists its product as uncharacterized. The transcript has 11 exons. The coding region runs from base 78 to 2327 and encodes 749 amino acids. Lineage: Eukaryota; Viridiplantae; Streptophyta; Magnoliopsida; Caryophyllales; Amaranthaceae. The record is from RefSeq and is a predicted model, not a curated record.